Molecule: messenger RNA, 585 nt
Organism: Aureobasidium uvarum
Lineage: Eukaryota; Fungi; Ascomycota; Dothideomycetes; Dothideales; Saccotheciaceae
Source: the annotation of a GenBank genome assembly
AUGGGCAAAUCAAUUUCAGAAGCCAUCGGUGCCGAUCACGACCAAUUCGACGUCCUCUACGAGAACUUGAAAAACGCUCAAGACGAUGCCGCAAAGGUCCGCUGGAGGAACCAACUCACAUGGACCGUUGCCCGUCAUGCCAUCAGCGAGGAAUUGACCUGGUACCCCGCCAUGGAGAAGCACUUGGGCGAGGAAGGCGUCAGACUGUCCAAGGAAGACAAGGAGCAACACCAAGGUAACUACCUCUACAAACUCCAAGACAUGACGCCUGUGGACCCCAAGUUCAUGCCACUGCUCGACACCUUGAUGGACUUGCUACACCACCACAUCGAACACGAGAAGAACGAAGACAUGCCUCGUCUCGAGGGCUUGCUGUCAAGAGCAGAGAGCGAGGCAUUGGCAGCCAGUUUCGAACGCACAAAGAAGAUUGUCCCAACAAGGAGCCAUCCCAACGCACCAACAAGCUACUAUCUGGAAAUGUUGGCUGGCUUGAUGGCGGCACCAGUCGACAAGUUCAUGGACUACCUCAAGGACUUCCCGGAUGAAAAGGACAAGGAGGAAGCCAACAAGGCGAGAGAGAACAAG